AUGUCGCCGAAACCAACUGCUGCAUACCAUUUCCCCCGCCCGAGUACGGCCUUGCAUCUACAGCCUUGCCUAUGUCCCGCGGCGAACUCUUUUGCAUUCAGCGUGAACCCGGCGAAUACCGGCGAGGAUCAACCAGCGACGUUGCCAACGGAGAAGGGUCUGAAGCCCAUGACCGACUUGAAGCGGUCACUAGGGGACAAGAGCAGAGCACCUCCGAAUCACACACUGGUGAAGGCUUUUCAGCUGUUCUUCACGUCACGCGUUGAAACCCCAGGUGUCAUCAAUCUAUUCCAGGCCCGCUUGCUGUCCAUGACAUGGAAGCACCUAAAAGCUCAACAGAGCGAGCUCGAGGAGAGCGAAUGGCAGGAUGUUUUCUCAGUGGAGAACCUGGAGAGAAUGCUAUUUGUGCUCUCUGAGGCGCAGUGCCUUCCCGAGGCACGCGACACCAUCCUUAAGAUAGCACGAUUUGCCUAUCUCGAGCUCUGUGCUGACCAUGGUUUUGGUCCGAACUCCAUUAGUCGGCCCGCACUUUUAAUCUACAUUAACUUGAUGGCCUCGAAUGGCAAUCCUGAAGAAGCCCGUCAUGUCAUCAUGAAGUUUGGAGGUCAAUUUCGCGGAGCAAAGCCAUCGCCCUGGCUCAGUGUUCUGAAGGGCUUUGCUUUAAAGGAUGACCGACGCCAGCUGCGAAAAGUCAGCCAAGAACUGGAGAAAUAUGGUGUCAAAUUUGAUCAAGCGUCACACGAAGAACUUACCAAGCUUUUGAUUGAACAAGACCUCCCCACGGCAGUUCAAACGGUAUAUGAGUGUCCGAUCUCUGGAAAUUUGGAACCUUCUGUUGCCGCGAAGAGUGCUGUCAUUCAAUAUGCGAUUCUCAACGAUGAGAUUGCCUGGGCCAAGCCCAUUUACGAGUCUCUUCCUCGGGAACCCAGCCCGGAGACCGUCGGCACCACUCUUCUUUGGGAUGCAGCCCAGGGCAGUAGUAUGUCGUCACUUGCAGAGAAAGUCAAGUCCUGGACCGGGGCAAACUCACUAAAGGAGGCCCUUACUAUUGCCCAUGUAAACAGUCUUAUCCAAUAUGCAAACUCCGUGUCAAGCCCCCAGCUGGCUACCGAUUAUGCUAGAUUGGCGGAGCACUGGGGUCUCAUCCCUGAUGAAAAGACACAUCUGCUGCAGUUGGAGUCGUUCAUACAGGCUGGCAAUGUGGAACAGGCACUUGCAAUUUUGGAGGAUGAGAUUGAUCCCAGCAUCCUAGCCAGUGACCAUUUACCCCUGGCUAACAGACUCAUCACAAUGCUUUGCUUGUCGGAACAGAAAGACGAGUUAUUUCAACAAAUCUCAUCCCUCCUUGACCCACUUUUCCAGGAGAAUGUGACGCUCAAUGCAGAGACCAUUGCUGCAUUGACGCGCAUGCUGCUUUAUCGCCACGACUGGGAUGCCGUAUCUGAGCUCCUUCGUCCCCGACUAGGAAGCCUGGAUGGUGAAGGCAAAGGAAUGAUCCGUACCGCGCUGACAGACUAUAUCAUGGAUAUGGGUGAGACAGAUGACAAUGUGUGGGAGGUUUAUCAGCUUCUCAAACUCGCCUUCUCCGAGACAGGUGUCAGCGUGCGCACCGAGAUUAUGUGCUCUUUCUUCGAACGAAAGCGUAGUGACUUGGCUUUCUUGGUCUUUGGACACAUGCGCCAGGCCGAGGACCUGAGUCGCCGACCCAAGCCAGACACCUAUGCUCGAUGCUUCCAGGGGUUGGCCCGCACGGCUGACGCAGCUAACCUGGAGCUUGUCCACAACAUGCUCAAGCUUGAUCUGGAGGUGGAACUCAACACGCGAAUCUUCAACGGGCUGAUGCUCGCCUACGCGGCUUGUGAGAUGCCGGAUAAGAGUAUGGAGAUCUUUAAACAGAUCUUGCAAUCGGAUGAAGGGCCUUCACAGAAGACCAUCGCGAUCUUCUUCAAGGUGUGUGAGAAGCACCACAAUGGUGUACAGGAGGCGAUCAAAAUGAUGGCGAAGGUGAAGAAGCUGGAGAUUACGAUCGACCGCCGACUCUAUACCGCAUACAUGGAAGCAGUCGCUUCCCAAUGCGAGUUCGAUAUGGCGACAGAGGCUAUCAACAAUAUGCAAGCGGAGAUUGGAGUGGCCCCUACAAGUACUACUAUUGGACUGUUCUAUAAUGCAAUCCCGUAUCAGUACUGGAAGGAUGAGGUCGAGAAGUGGGCAUCUGAGAAAUACCCAGAACAGUGGAAGCACUUGGCUGAAACACCCCGAAGCGAGCAUGAGGAAGGACUGAAAUUUGAUAGCAUCACGAAUGAGGUGUGGGUUUAG
Messenger RNA from Penicillium pulvis, 2316 nucleotides. RefSeq lists its product as uncharacterized. Gene Ontology annotation, molecular function: protein binding. NCBI's taxonomy places the organism in Eukaryota, Fungi, Ascomycota, Eurotiomycetes, Eurotiales, Aspergillaceae. The record is from RefSeq and is a predicted model, not a curated record. The transcript is spliced from 2 exons. Bases 1 to 2316 code for a protein of 771 amino acids.